Messenger RNA from Electrophorus electricus (electric eel), 2247 nucleotides. It is a transcript of the gene myzap, whose product is annotated as myocardial zonula adherens protein. Gene Ontology annotation, biological process: intracellular signal transduction. The record is from RefSeq and is a predicted model, not a curated record. Gene Ontology annotation, cellular component: intracellular anatomical structure. NCBI's taxonomy places the organism in Eukaryota, Metazoa, Chordata, Actinopteri, Gymnotiformes, Gymnotidae.
AGGAGCCUGCCUGUGUGUGGGUGUGCACGUGUGUGGGGGUGUGUGUGUGUGUGUGUGUGUGUGUGUGUGUGCCUGUGCCUGCAUGGAACACUGUUACUCUGGACUUCCUUUCCAUAGCGGGGAGGAUUGCAUUUCCUCAGCCUAAUAUGCACGCUGGAAUACCGGGCCUUUUUUUGAACUCUCUCCCUUUCUCUCCAUUCUUCCGUAGAAAGGAAUUCUAGAGCGGGACUGUUGAUCGAGGGCAACUUUUUUUUUCCCUCCCUCUCACUCUUUCAGUGGCGAGGAGCCUACGGCGGCAGCAGCUGCUGAUAUCUGCGAGUGUGUGCGCGCGUGUGCCCGUCGUGCUCCAAGAGCACGACCGUGACGUGGAGACAUGAUGCGAAUCGGCACACCAGGCUCCUUGACCACCACCACCGCUACCCUGGAACAGGAGCAUGAGAGGGGAAUUAGGCGUCUCAGACUGACCCUGCGACCUGAGGACAGCUCUAGCCGACAGAAUGAGAGGACGAAGGGACCUCCACAUUCCGAAGGGAAGAUGGUCAACAGUUCCUGGAUGAGGAAGAAUGGCCUCGUGCAGAGAGAGAGUCCGCAAGGCCGGGAGUCACCCGUGGACGACAAGCCCUACGGCAGCGUGAGCGAUGGCGUAGAGCGGGGCCCGAUGUCAGAGCCCAGAGUGUUCGGUGUGGUGCAGCUCACGGGAGACCACCAACAGCAGGAAAUGACGGCGCGCGACUGGCCCGUCAGCCACCUGAGGGACGAGAUGAGGUACAUCCGCGAUGUGCGCGAUUCCCUGGAGAAGGUCAGAGAGCGAAUGUAUGGCCAGUUUGGGGGGAUGCAACAAUCAAUCCAGAAACUCUCCCAGGACCUGAAGUUGGCCAACUCCCAGAAACUCUACCUGGAGGCGGAAGUGAGGAUGGGACAGGCGGCUCUGGACAGUUUCGACCAGAUGAACAGCUCCCUCAUAUCGGCCAACAUCGACCUGCAGAAGUCCCUGCUGGAGACCUGUCAGGGCCGUGUGGGGAGCCGGGAGGAGAUGAGAGCCCUCCGCGCUUCCUUCGAGAAGACCGAACAGAGACUGAGAGAGCGAGAGAAGCAACUCAUCGUUGCCCAAGCCGAAAACCGUGAGCUGAAAGAACAGGUGGAGGCCAACCGGGAGGCCAGUGCUCGAGCUCUGAGGGAGAUGAACGCCAAGCUCCAGCGGGAGUAUGAGGAGAAGCUGCAGGAGCUUCAGAGGAAACACGCACAGGAGACUGAAGCUCUUAGGGCGCAACUGGAGGACUACACGUGUCGGCUAGAGGAAGCUGAGAGGAACAUGAGGCUCGCCGAGGCAAAGAUCGCCGAAAGGGACCAGAGGAUCAGCGAGGUGGAGCGCCUCUUGGACUGCAUGGCCCAGGAAAAGGGUGAGCUAACCCAGAAGCUGUGUGACUGUGAAAAGCGUUUACGGAGUUUGGAAAAUGGAGACCAAACAGAUUCAGGUGGCAUGAAAAAGACUGAGCAGUUGCAGUUACAGAAGGCAACUUCAGACCUGAAAGAGAGGAUAAAGCACUUGAAUGACAUGGUGUUCUGCCAGCAGAGGAAGGUCAAAACCAUGAUUGAAGAGGUGGAGACGCUCAGAGCUAGUGUGGCCCAGAAGGACAUGUACAUUUCAGAGCUGCUGGACAGGAUAGCAAUUGUGGAGUGUGAGAAUAAUGAGUUUGAAGACAAGCUGAAGUAUUUUAUGUCUGUACAGAGUGUAACUGAGAAUAAACCACUCACCAAAGAGGUCGGAGUUGGCUGUGACCUGCCAGUUAGGCAAAAUGACACUGAGUCCCACAAAUCACUGAUCCAGUCCAGGACUACCCCAACCCUUAGAUCCCCGAGCAGACUAGAAUACAGUUUACUACAAUAUACACCUAUGCAGUAUAGCAGUAUGCUCUCCUCAAACACCCAACAGACUGCAACAAGUCCUGGAGAAGACGCAUCGGAUUCAAGUCCAGCACAGUCUGAUAGUGAAGAACCAGCGUCACCAAAGUCUCCAGUUUCAGAACUGUCACCUUCCAACAGUAAUCCAAGCAGAUCGAGUCCUUCGAGAAUCCACACACCUUUUAUGAAGCUAAUGGAACUCUCAGCUAAAUAUAAAGUGAAUGAAAUAGGCAUAAGUGAAGUGAAUUAAGUAUUUGCAAUUUGUUCCUAAUCAUUCUGAUCUGUGAAUAACUUAUUUUAAGGGUAUACAUAUGUAUAUGUUAAUGCACUUUUUCUUUGUUUACA